This is a messenger RNA of Chlorocebus sabaeus (green monkey), 867 nucleotides long. RefSeq names its product disintegrin and metalloproteinase domain-containing protein 20-like. Gene Ontology annotation, biological process: proteolysis; male gonad development. The record is from RefSeq and is a predicted model, not a curated record. Gene Ontology annotation, cellular component: plasma membrane; external side of plasma membrane; sperm head plasma membrane. Lineage: Eukaryota; Metazoa; Chordata; Mammalia; Primates; Cercopithecidae. Gene Ontology annotation, molecular function: metalloendopeptidase activity.
GCUGAGGAUGCUCCUGAGGACUGCUAUGACAUCAAUCUUGAAAAUCACUGAUUCGGACAUUGUACUCGAGAACGAACAGCUAUCGCCUAUGAGGCUUGUGCAGUAAUAGAUAAGUUUUGUGGAAGACUGCAGUGUACCAACGUGACCCAUCUUCCCCGGCUGCAGGAACAUGUUUCAUUCCAUCACUCAGUGAGAGGAAGGUUUCAGUGUUUUGGAUUGGAUGAACACCGUGCAACAGGCACAACUGAUGUUGGACAUGUGAUAGACGGCACUCCUUGUGCUGAUGGAAUCUUCUGUAAUAACAGCCAGUGCAAUGCAACUAUCACUUCACUGGGCUAUGACUGUCACCCUGAGAAGUGCAGUCAUAGAGGGGUCUGCAACAACAGAAGGAACUGCCAUUGCCAUAUAGGCUGGGAUCCUCCACUGUGCCUAAGAAGAGGUGCUGGUGGGAGUGUCGACAGCGGGCCACCUCCAAGAAGAACACGUUUGGUCAAACAAAGCCAGCAGUCCGUGCUGUAUCUGAGAGUGGUCUUUGGUCGUAUUUACACCUUCGUAAUUGCACUGCUCUUUGGGAUGGCCACAAAUGCACGAAUUCUCAGGACCACCACAGUUGAGAAAGUGACAGUUACUGACCCCGAAUAAGACUAAGUCAGCCUCCCAACCCCGGUAAAGAUACAGAGAAUAUAACAGCAAAAUCUGUGGAACAGGAUCACUGAGGGAGAUGCCAAAGCUCAAGUCCACACUUCUUGAAGUCCGCAGGAGGCACAGGGUCCUGUCUCACAUCAUGGGGAAAUGGGAGGCGUUGGCUUCUGUCUCAGGUUCUUGUAGUUCACUGAUGCUCACUCUGAAAUAAAUCUUCAAGAACAC